GAAACUUCAUUUCGCAUUUGAAUCUAGUGUGGAAUGUAUCGUAUCUUUGAAUGCAGCGUCAAAAUGUUCUAAGCUUCGUGUCUAUAGCAUUUUGUGUUUGAAUUGAUGAUUAUUUAUUCAUUAUUAAAUAAAAUGUGAACAACAAAAUUAAGAAGCCAAUUACAAGAAAUGCUCACGAAUAUAUGAGUUACAAAAGAUAUUUUGACGUUUGUUUCCACGUGGUGACUGUCAAGAUUUUAGCUACGUGUUAAUUUUGUUCAUUAUAUUUAAUAAAGUUACUGAUCUCGAUCGCAUUUUGCUCGCGGAAUGGAGUCCUUGAACAUGUCUAAAUUAAAUUUGUCCAGCGUAAGGAGCCACGCAACAAGCGACAACUGUCCUAAACCAGAUGUUUCGGAAGUCAAGUACGAAUCAAAUACUCUCCUGGACCCAGAUGAUGAAUUUCACUGUGAAUACAGAGAUGACAUUUGGAAGAAUCUAUUAGAACAAGAUGCACAGAAACCUGUUAUACACUUGCAAUCACCACAGCUCGAAUUCAGAGGCGCCCUCGUGCAACAGCUACGUGAUGUAUCGAAGAAGCUAGGUCUCUCAUUAGCGACAUUGCACUCAGCGGUAGCACAAUUGGACCUAUUCAUGGACGCACACAGACUCAGAGCGGACAGACUCACACAUGUGGCGCUCGCGUGCUUAUCUCUUGCAGCAAAGAGCGAAGAGAAGCUCAGCAGAGCGCCGACCCUGAAAACGUUGGCCAAGAUUAGCGGCGUACAGCUGUGCGGCAAGACGUUCCGGCAGUUGGAGUGGAUGGUCGGACAGCACGUCCGCUGGCGGCUGUUAGCGCCCACGCCCGUGACUUUCGCGGCCCUGCUGGCGCAGUACGUGGUCACCGACGCGGAUCUGACCACGCGGCACCCGAAGUUUGUGAGGCGCUUCAGGCGGGAUGGGGCCAAGUUGCUGGAGGCGUAUCUGGAUCUGACGCUGUCCGACGUGCGUCUCAAAGUGGUUGAGAGCGUGGAGGUGGGGUGCGCGUGCGUGUCGUGCGCGCGCGCAGAGCUCGGGCUGUGCGCGUGGCCGCGCUGGCUGGCGGACCUCACCGGCCGCCGGAACGACACCGUCGCGCCCGUCGCCAGGCUGCUGCACAGGAUGAUGCAGAUAAAAUCUCGAGACACGACCGAAUGCGAAGUGGACCAAGGAUACAGUAGCGCGAGGACCACACCCAACAUCACCCCCUCCACUUCCCCCCAGUACCAAACAUCACCACCCACAACUUGCACCAACUACCUCGACUACAGACAACCAAUCAACACGGAGUAUUUAAUCCCAGAGACAAACCUGAAUUACUAUAGGAUCUCGCAACAAACUGACCACAGACUAUGUAGGGCUAGUCGACUGAUAGAAGCGAGUAUAGAACCAUCUACCAGUAUGGCUGUGAAACGGAAUAUAGAUUCGAAUGAAUUAGAGUUAGAUAGAAAGAGAUACAGGGUGUCUCUGUCUCAGGCGGUUCAAUGAUAGCGUCUAGUCGGUGUGGCUGGUUCUGGAACGUUCGAAAAGCGAGCGAUGCGCGCGUUCUGAAUCGAAUAUUCUGGAAUGAAAUUCGAAUUUUCGAAUCGAAAAUUGAAAGUUUGAGUUUCAAAUUUCGAAUGUAGGCAUUGCUUUCGAUUAAUAGGCGGUAUAUAAUAUAAUGUUAUUAUGAAGUAUGCGCUGCAAUAUCAUUUUAAUUGAUUAUGAUUGAACACAUUGCGUUGCUAAGCGUUUUUAAGAUCUAUGUCGGAAUUGUAACGGUAGAAUGCGUUUUAUUUUGCAUGUUAUUUAUUUGAACAAUAUAUCGCAAUUAAGAAGCGUUGUACUCAAUAUUAAAAGGUAAAGAAUAUAGCAAUAAGUUUGUUCAUAUUGUAAAGUGCCUCGUUUGAACUCAAGCCAGUCACACCUGUUUAGCAAAUUCAGUACAUAUUUACAUGCACAUAGAGUUCCUAGUUGCAAUUUUAGUAUCAUUCCAAGAGACGUACCAGUGUUUUUUAGAUAUGUACUGAAUUUUUUGCAUUUAUUAAUUCAUUUGUAUGAUGGUAGUAUUCAAUGAGAAACGCCUUCAGGCGGAAAUGGGCGAAUGGUUCAAUAAUAACGCUAUGUAACUAUUUAAUUAUAUAAUAUAUA
Molecule: messenger RNA, 2145 nt
Organism: Zerene cesonia (dogface butterfly)
Lineage: Eukaryota; Metazoa; Arthropoda; Insecta; Lepidoptera; Pieridae
Gene: CycJ
Product: cyclin-J-like
Exons: 6
Coding region: 307-1503 (398 amino acids)
Biological process (GO): regulation of cyclin-dependent protein serine/threonine kinase activity; mitotic cell cycle phase transition
Cellular component (GO): cytoplasm; cyclin-dependent protein kinase holoenzyme complex; nucleus
Molecular function (GO): cyclin-dependent protein serine/threonine kinase regulator activity
Source: RefSeq, a predicted model, not a curated record